CAUAGCCGUUAUCGUAUUUUCCUCCUUUUUUCGCCUCCGCGGGCACUACCCGCCGUACCACGCCCACCCGUUGGGGUUUCCCUAUCCCGCCGCUGAUCACUUACGACACGCCCCACCACGUCGCUUGUACUAUGGUCAUGUUAUCCGCGUGUGUAUCAACGAUGGCGCAAAACAUCUAUGAAACGAGCAUGAUUUUCUCGACCGUCUAGACCUCGUCCGCCGCCGACGAAACCCGUAUGUGCGACAAUCGCGUCUAAAAAUAAAUACCACUAAUUCCGCGUGCACGACCCGUGUCGCGGGAGUCGUAUGCGUUUUCGAUUAUAAAUUUGGUGGUCAUAGCCCGUCCGCUGGGCAUGGAUAUUGUGGAACGUUCUUCCACCGAAUACGUGUCGUGUGAAUCGUCCGUGAAACGACAGCAGUAGUGUUGUUCGUCGGGUAAUUGUCGUAUUUCCGCUGUGCACCUAAUUUAGGAACUAUCUUGUUUCUCCGACUUUUGUGAUCCUCUCAACUUACGUUUUAGGACCACGUACGUAUCGUAUCCGCCCGUCAUCAUCUAUAUGGUGCGUGUAUUCACCGAUCGUCCUAGUAGUGGCGCCAAAACGCCAGUGGUCAAUCACCUAACGUUUCGGUGGCACGGUCUACCAGAAUAAUACAGUUUUGACGAGUGAGUAUUGAUGGCUAUACUUAACUAUAUUUUGCAUUAUCGAGUUUGUUGGAGAAAAUUAUAUUUAAAAAAAAUUUACCAAAAUAGUAUUAUGGUUCCUAAGUACCUUUUGUUUGAAUGGUAUGGUCCUUUAAUUAUAGAUACCUAAUCUUAAUUCGUACUUUUCCAUAGAUCUGGUUCCUAAAAAACAAUAUGCACACAACUAGGUAUGUGUGUCUCACUUGUAUUUUAGUUAGUUAUCUAAAGACAAAAAAAAUAACUGAUCAACUUAUGAUUACUUAUUUACUUUCGAUUUGUAUAGUUAAAUUGUUCAUAUCUUGAGAUAUAAUAUAGGUAGGUAGGUAGGUACAAUAAUCAAUGGCCGUAAAAAGUAUCUAUCUAAGUAAUAAAAUAUUAUUAACAGUUAUUAUUAAAGUUUGUCAAUAUUUAAUAAAUCUAGAUUACAUUCGAUUAAGUACCUAGCAUAUUGCACAAUAUUUCAAUGCGUUUGUUUAAACUAUACAUAAAUUAGACACAGCUGAUUUUGUAUGACUAUCUAUUGUCGUUUAGUUUAAAGACUUGAAAUAUAUUGGUAAGUAGAUAUUUUGAUUCUAUGUCUAUUCCUAUAUAUUCCUAGAUACCUAAGUAUAAUAUAGUACAAGGAACACAUACUUCCUUGUAUUAUUGUGUGACACUUAUUUAUAGCCAAAUCUAUAACACAUAGAGAUCUUAUAUAUUGAAUCUACAUUAUGCACAUUAGAUUACACCUUAAAGUAAGAUUUUUUAAUUUCUAUUAGAGUACUCAUAUUUGUAUUUUGAACUCUAAAUACGAAAAUUGCAUAUUUUAUUCACUGAGGAGUACCCAUCUGGUUAGAUUAAGUUAGGUUGAGAACCAAUAUGGUUGAUUUUUUAAUUGUUUAGGUAUUUCAGAUUUAUUUAUUAGUUUUGAUUGGUACCUAUAAUAGACAAUUAUUAUUAAUAUUAAUUUGGUUAUCACUGGAAAAAUAGUAACAAACUUCUGCUAAUAAACUUAAUAAACAAGUAAAAAUGAAAUAAAAAAUGAUUUCUUUAUACUUAAAUGGCCAGAUGCUAGGCUAGAUGGUACUCAUCUAAAUAUAUGAAUGAAAAUAACUAGGUAUACUUAAAUUAUAUUUUUUUUGUUCUUAAUAUUUAGAUGUAGUGAUAGGGAUCAGGUUUUUGCAUUUAAAUAAAAUAAUUAGGGUUCUAGAAACUAGAAAUUUAUCACUCGGUAGUUUUUACUGAAAGCUAACAAUAGAUAAGUACUUACUAACUGUUCAACAAAUUUUUAAAUUUCUAUAUUAUCUUAUUUAAAUAGGUGCAAAUGACCUAAUCAAAUUUUUCAUUUAGGUAUCAACUUUUAUUCAAUAAUUGCUUUAGUAGGUAAAUUAGUAUAAAUUUUCAUAGGUACAGGUUUUAAAAUAAUUUUAAACUUUCUACUAAGCUUUUAACUGUUCUAUUGUAUAUUUGUAUUUAUUGUUUAGUGAUGUAGCCAAGUGUGCAAUUUUGUAUACAGUGUAUGUAAAUAUGUGUCAAAAUUAAUUUUAGAAUAAUAUAAAUAAUAGCAGCCUUAAUUAUUACUUGACAAUUAGGUGUACAUUCCUUAAUUUUACUGUAAGUAUAUUAGAUUUGGUUAAAAAGGUUUGAAUGUGCUAUUUUUAUAUUUUAAUGGUGCUGAAUGAAUGAAAUUAUUAAAAAUAAGUUAUAUUAGGAAUCUACUAAUUCGAGUUAGCCAGUAGGUAGUUUUAUAGUUGAAUACCUAGUUAUAUUAGAUGCAUUUGAAAAAAUUAAACUAGACGAAAGACAUUAUUAUUUGAUGGGAAAAAAAUACCUAUAUCAAGCUAUAUUAUGUAACCUUGUUUAUGAUAUAAAUAACUAUAUUUUUACAGCUGUGACCUUGAAUGAUUACAUAUGUAAUAUUGUAUGUAAUCAUCCAGGUAUUCUACUUAUUUUAUAUUGUUACAUGUUCAACUACUAAUAUAUUUAAACCAAAAAAAAUAAAUAUGUUUGAACCAUAAGACAUUUGUAGAGCAAUUUGUUUACCAAAAAAAUUGAGUUAAUAUAAACACUAUAAAUUGGUAUCUACAAGAGUAUCUACUCAAUAUCAGCUUAGCCAUCUAGUUGUAUUUUUGAAAUUUCACAGAACCUGAAUAGUGGACAUUUUUUGUUGUAUUCAAAUAUAAUUGCUUUCUUUGUUAUUCGACCAGAAUUCAACUAGUAACUCUCAAAAUUGUUUAGAAGCAAAUACUCAAUACUAAAGUUUGUUUAUUAAAUAGUUAAUAAAUCGUUGGAAAUCAUCUGAUACACAUGUUUACUCAUUUUCAUUUAUUACUUACCCAGAACGUUUAUUUAUUUAUAAGUAUUCAUUCUUCUUGUGGUCUUCAUAAUUCUCAAAUUUUUCAUCCCCAAUACAAUAUCAUAUCAUUAGUUCGGGCUGUCCCUGUCAUUGAUUAUCUCUUUCUAUUUGUCCAAUCUUAUAUUUCUUAUAUAGUUAUAUCCUCUUUAGCCAUAUCAAUCCAUUUUGGGCCAACCACUAGGGACUCUUUCCCUAAGGUUUCCAUUUUGGUAAUUUUCUGACGUAAUUUCUAAGUAUAAUUUUCAAUGUCCAAACCUAGAUGACUGUUCAUGUAGGUACCUAUUUAAUUUAUGUAAAAUGUAUUUUUAUUUAAAUAACUUAUUUUUUUUCAUUCUGAAUAAGUAGGUAUUUUUUUUUUUUGGUUUUAUAAAUAAAAAAAUAUUGUAUCUACAGUCAUUUUAAUAUGUACUCACAAUAUCAAUUUAAGUACCUGGUAAAGUGUCAACAUAAUAUGAAUUAGGUAAUACAAAAGUACCUAUGAUGAUAAAUUUGUUAUUCACUUUUAUUUAUGUAGGUAUUAAAUAUAAGUAGAUAUUAUUCAGGAAUCAGUUAUACUAAUCAGUAAUUGCCAAUAAUAAUUACUAUUAUUAUUUUAUUUUUACUUUGAUAAUACAUCUUAAGGUUAAUUAACUUCUCAUUGAACUUGGCUUUUACGUCAUUAUUAAGAUACUAAUAAAUAAUACCUAAUCAAUCAACUUUUAAAUUUUAACUUACUAGUGAUUUUGCAAUAAAUUUGAUUUGUUUUUAAAUGCUUAAAUUGAUACCUAUAUGCAAUAAAAGUUGUUUUAUAUAUAAAUUAUAACCUCGAGUAUCACCCGAACUUGGUAUUAUUAGUAAGCAAAAACAAAUUUGUAAUAAGAAAAUUGAGUUAGAUAAUUUAGUUUUAAAUUAUAUUUCUGAAAACCUUUUAAUAUCUUAAAUUGUAUAAACAAUUAUAGUUAAACAUAAUAUUAAUUAGCUGAAUUUACUUUCUAUAAUUAUUAUUAAAUGAUAAAAUAAUUAAGUUAAAACAAAAUUAUCGAAUAGUUAAUUCUCUUAAAUAAAUAUAUAAAUGUAAAUAAAUGUAUUCCUUAGUUUAUUUUUUCAUAUUCAGUUGCAUAUUACUUUUGACGAUGAAUUUUUUUAUUCGAAACCGACCGUACAUUACACAUAUCAUAAUACUCCAGGUGACAAAUUCAUUUAUUUAUUUAUAUAUUUACAUUAAACAAUUGUACUGAUCAAGCUAAUGAUUAUUAAAAUUGCAUUCUGACUGGUAGGUAUUAAAAAAAUGUAUAAUAUAUACCAUUUGAAAUAUCCCAAAAUUAUUUUUAUAGACUGGAUUAAAUACAGUUAUAUCAUUAGGUAUUAUGUCAAAAAUAUCUUUAAUUAUGAAUAGUUAAAAAAAAAAAAAACAUGUUCAACAAAAUUAUCACUAGUAUAAUUCUUCCGCAACUAUUUUUUAUACUAUUUACAUAUUUUUUGAAAAACAAUAAUCAUAUUCAUUUGGAUAUCUGUAUAGGAGUUACAUAAAUAGAUACACAUGAAUACUUAAAUAAUUUAAAAAGCUUUAGACUAAACUUCAAUACAAUUUUUAGAAUGUGAAAUAAUUUUUCAUUCUACUGAAACAUUUCCUACAUACUUAACUAGUCUAAUAGAUUUAUUACAUAAACUUAUUUUUAUCUGAAUUUUUUUAAUUUGUUAUAUGAAGUAAAAAAAUACAAAGUUGGGUUUGUAGAAUUAAGAUAAUUUUAAAAUAAAUAAUGUUUAUUAAUAUUCCUUUCCAUUUAAAUAUAUCGAGUACACUAAGAAAAAUAUGUUUAGCUGCGUCACUGUUGUAUGUUUACUAAAUGUUCAAUUUUCAGUGUAAAUAUGCUAAAUAUUGAAGAACUACUAAAAAAAAUUAAUUUUAGUUAUAAAUUGAGUAAUUAUUACUUUAGGUACUUUAUGAAAUAUUCUGUGUACAUGUAUUAUAUUAAAUUUAUCUUUCUAUUCUAAAUUGUAAGUUAAUGUAUGCACUUUUAAGACUUUUAUUUUUAAUUAAUGAAAUUUGUUUGUGUUUCAGAUAAUUACAAGAUGCAACAAAUCCUAAAUCAACAGCUAACAAUUUUGUAUCAAAGACACUUAACAUAUUCAAAAAUAUUAAUAGUUUGUCAAUGUGUUCAUUGUAUGUUAAAUAAGUGAUUAUAGUUCAAUUAAAAAAAUUAUUAUUUAUUUAAAAUGGUGGACACACGUACAUUAACUGAUUCGGCUGAGAAAGAGAGACAAGAAAUGGAGCAGCUAACUAAACUUAUGACUAUGAAGUCUGUUCAAAUAAUUGUUCAGUCAAGAAUGGGGGACAAGUUGCAUACAUACUGUACUAAUCAAAAUAGUUCGGUAAGCAUUAUUAUUUAUUACCUAAAUAUUGUAGGUGUUUAUAUUAAAUAACAAUAUAUUUAAUUUAAGAAAAUACAUUUGGAUAAUAAGUUUUAAAUUAAACCAUUAGAAAUGUACAAAUUUCAUUAUCUGAAACAUUUAUUAAAAUAGUUAUGAUUUUUCAUAAAUCAAAUUUUAAUUUAAUAUUAAGUUGGUCAUGACUCGUAAUUUAGUGAAUGAGUUAGUAUAGGUAUUGUACUGUACUUUAAUACUAAAUUAAAAUUAACCCAGUAGAGAAGAUGGAGGUUAGACAUUGUGUCUGGUUAACUGGUUUAUUUAAAAAAACUCUGGUUCCUGUAGCUAUAUUUACCUGUAAAAACACCUUUCUAGUAAAAUAAGAACGGGUCUAAUUUUUGUUGUUAACAAUUGAUGCGAUCAAGUGAGAUUUGGAAUACUUAGAUAAAAUUUAAUACUAGUAAUAACCUAUUAUACCUAUUGAAAUAUUGAUUUAAAAUAUGAAAUAAAUAUGUACUUAAAUUAUGUUAGUUUAAAUUUAUACUAGGAUAAUUAAAAACAACAUACCUGUUCACCUUGGGUCAAACAUAUUAUAUACCUACUAUUUAUUUUAAAUGUCAAUGAAAUAAUGAAUUAUUGCACAUUUUAAAAUAAUUCCUUGUACAGUUCUUAGUUUAUUUUAGUUAGAAGACAUUUUUUAAUUUAAAAUGUUCAUAAAAAAUUGGAUACAAAUGUAUGUAAUUUGUUAAAUAUAAUAAUAGGCAUUCAUUAUAUUUUCAUGUUUUUUAUAUUAUUUUAUACUGUUAGAUAUUUCAUUUAGAACAAUUACCUUUAAUUUGUAUUCAUUUUUUUUUUUAAUUGUGAUACAGAUUCAAUAUUAGAAUAUUGAAGAAAUUUGAAAAGUACCACAUUUAUAAUGUAUAAUUGUUUAAUAUUCUUAUUGCUAUUUAAAUACAUUAUUAACCCGCAUUCCCAUGACUGGUGUAGGUGUCAAAUACACUAAUAAUUGAACAUUUAACCAGUAAAUGAUUUGGGUGUUCAUACGACUAGCAUACUCAAUAAGUACACCAAUACUUAAGCAUUUGUAUAAGUAGCCAAUUAUACCAUUCCCACAGCUUGGCUGUAUAGCAAAAUAAGGAAAAUCCAAAAUAUUAAAAAAAUUGAUUAAUAUUUAGUAUUUACAACAGCGUAGCAUCCCAGUUUAAUUAUUUUAAUAUUUUCAUCUUAUGUUUUCUACCAGAUAUAUUACUCUAAUCAAAAAAUGACAAGAGAUUGAUUUUGUUCCAUUUAACAUAUAGCCACUGACUGAGAAAGUCGUUUUUUUGAUUUUCUUUGUAGUUUUUCUAAUAGUUUGAGCAUGAGCAAAACUGAAAAAUACAUCGAAAUAAUAGGAAAUUUUACAAAGUUGAUGCUUUUAUUAUUUUCAAUUUUGUGUUUUCGUUGUAAUUUAGGUUAAAAUAUUUUAGAGACUUGAAAUGCUGACUAAAAAAUUGUAUUUAAUUUUUCUAAAUGUGAUAAAACUUUCAGAACAUUUGAGCAAUUUUUGAGUUAUUAAUAGACAUUUUAAUUUUGUGAGUUUUUUUAUGUAAUUUUUAUUUAGUGUGUAUUCUGUAAAUAAAUUGUUAACUUAAGAGAAAUGCUUGAACAUUUCACAGGAGGUUCAUUAAAAGUUGCAUUUUGUGGUCUAAGAAAAAAAUGUGCGCUUAUUGUGUAGCAUUUUUUUUUAUAUAAAGGAAUUUUAAUAUCAAAAUUUUAACAAAAUAAUUUGAAUAAAAAUUGUAUGGAAUAAAUCUAGUUACUGGUCCAUGCAAAUUUUUCAAAUUAUUUUGUUUAGAACUUAUGUAUAUUGCAAAUUUAAGAACCAUGGUGAAAUCACAAUUGAGCUAAAUUAAUUAGUUUCAAAAUACUAGCUUUUUAAAAUUCUGAUAUUAUGCGGACAUUAUAUGUGUUAUCUUAAAUAACUCAACAAUAUCAAUAUUAUAAUAUGUCUGUCAUAGUUUAGUGGUAGCCUGUACCUGUAGUUAACGCAGAGUUCAUGAGUUCAAACCCUAUUACAAAAACAUUUUUUUGCAAAACCACAUUGGGUAAGUAACAGGGAAAUAACAAAUGCAUUUUGUUUCAAAAAAUAAAAUUGAAUGUAAUGCUUGGUUUUUUUUUUUAUAAGAGUUUUAAAAUACAUUUUUACCAAAAACCGUGAUUAUUAUGGCCUUUCAAUACUUGUAUAAACGAAUUCCGUUUCGAAUCAUUUUUUCAUUAUCAAUAGUUUAUUGUUGGUUGCUAUUAUAAAUUACAUAACUAGGUAUACCACCUUCCUCACUAUCUACCUGCAACAAUGACUUUACUCGUCGUCAGUAUCAGCUCUUUUUUUAAAAAUUUUGUUGUGGAAAAACAAAAAUUUAUUUCUAAUAAAUUAGAAUUUUUUUUCUUAAUAAUAAAUUAGAACAAGACGUAUAAAAAGUGAAAUUUCCAAUUUUAUAUCUAAAGCCUUUUAUAUAACCUUACCUUGAUUGUUAUCUAUUUAUUGCAGUAAACUGUUAUGCUGUUCUACUAACCUACUUUAAUUUUUUUUAUCAUUUACUAUUUUGUGCAACCACAAUAAAUAUAUUAUAUUGUAGUAAGGGGGAUAUUUUAUAUAACUUGUACUUACUGUAUUUUUUUACUACCUUUAUAUAUUUUUAGAAUCUAAGCGUUCGAGAAAUAGAAUGGCUUUACUACAGUUUUUAUGAACUUUUCUACCAAAAAUCUUUCUUCGAUCAUCAAUUUCAGGUGUGGCUUCUUAUAAAAAAUUGUUUGCUUAGCUAAUGCAUCAGGGAAGUCAUUUUUUAAUAUUCCAAUCAAUUUUCAUAAUAAUCAAGAAAUCUGGAAAUAAAAAAAAAAAAAUUUACAGCAAUACAAAUUUCAUUAUUUUCAACUUUUUAAACUUUUUUUCUACCAGAAACUAUUCCAAAUUUAAAGAGUAGUAUUUUUCCUGAAUGAAAUGUUUAGUUAGCACGUAAAAUAAUUGUUUUGCUACUUUUUGUGUAGUUUUCCUGAUGAUUUGGUAAAAAGGUAAAUUAUUAAUUAUUGGUUUCAUAUUUUCAACUUUUUUUAUAAAUAUAUAACUUAGUUGAAAAUAGUCGUAUAAGCCUGAAAUUUGAAUACUUUUUGUUUUUAGUUAACUACCAUACCUUAACAGAAUACUUAGAUUAGCCUUUCGGACAAAUUUUCAAAAUAUUCUGACUAUUUUAGGCUAUUUAUAGGUAUAGAUCAUUUUCAAGAUUUUUUGGUUUUAUGUGAAUUCAUUUUUUUGGCUAAAUAGAAAUUCUUGAAAAUUUAAAUAAGGUAACAUUAAAGGUUAUAAUUAAUAAAAAAAAAAAAGUUGAGCGUUGUGAAUUUUUUUUAAUUGUUUCAAUUUUUAAUUUUGGUGAAAAUAGUAUAAAUGACGAAAUUUUAAAACUUUUUUAACCAAAUUGGUUCAGAUUUAUUAUUUUUGAUUUAUAUAUUAUCAUUGCCUACAGAUAUAAAUUAAAUAACUUUAUGUAUUUUACCUUCUUAACUUUCCACCUACAACCUUGAGCCUAUUAGCAUUAUCAGAAUUUUUUUUAUAACUAAUGUUAUUUAUGUAUACAAAUACCCCAUUUAGUUAUUGUUAUCAAGAAUAAUCUAUGUUACACAAAAUUUAUUUUGUUAAGAAAUGUUUGAACAAUUAUAAUGUAAUUAUUUUUGAAUUUAUUUUAUUAAUUUGAGUAAAAUAAAAUAUUAACAAUUGUUUUGGUGUUUUAUUCAGUAGCUAUAUGUUCAAAAUUCUAAUCUAAUUUUAUCUAAUUGACUAAAUCUUGUCAAGUAAGAUAUCUUAAAAGCCUUGUAAUAAGUUAUAGUUGGCGGCUAUAUAUUGAUAAAAAGUGUGACUGAGCUAAUAAAUUGUUUGGAUCGUUUUUUAAAUUAUUAUCAUUUUUUUUUUGAGAUGGUUAAACUGGUAUAUCUAUAUUUAUUUUACACUUUUUAGAAUAACUGUAACAUAUAUUUAAAUUUUUACACUAAUUCUGGUUCAAACAACCAUAAAAUUUAUUUGUAAAUGUAAUUUAACUAUUUAUUAUAGGAUAUUAUAAUAUUUAAUGCUUCACCAAGAUAUUACAAUUUUGUUAUUUGUUUGUAUUAUAUACUGUAAUACUGUAUUGUGUAGUAUUCUUAUGUUGUGUUGCUUCUUACUACAUAUAUAUGUCCUAGUGUAGAUGUCUAUACAAAUUAAAUGUGAAAAGCCAAAUUGUAUAUGUCUGUGGUGUGAUACGGGACAGACUGAAAAUUAUAAAGAAUGAGAUAUACAAAUCUAAAUGACCUCACCAAAUGUUCUAAUUAUACUGUUACAAUGGUUAUAUAGGUACCUACCUAUAUAAUUCAUUCAUUAGUCGUGUGUAUGUAUGUGUAUUAUGGAGAAAAUAUACUCAAUUGCGUAUAUAGAAAUUAAUCUUUCCUAACAAAAUAACUAUCUACUUAAAAUAACAGCAGACAUACUUAUCACAAUGGGUGGGUCAUUGUUUUUAGUGAGAAGUUAGGCAGGUAGGGUAUAGGACAUUGAAUGUAUCUCUGUAUGCAAUUAAUCAUUGUUAAAAAAAAAUGAUUUUGAGCGGAGUUAGAUUAUACAUGUUUUAAAAGGCUGUAAUAUAAUAUUUACAUUUUUUAUCAUAAUUUAAUAUUAAAAUUUUUAUUUAAAAAAAAAAUACUUCAUUAAACUCAUCUUUUUCCUGUUAACCUGUAAGUGCAACCUCCUGAAAAUAAUGAAAGUAUUAUGUUUAUGAAUUUUCCUACGUUCUUUCCCAUUUAUUAAUAAAACUCUUAAGAAAGUCAAAAUAUUUCCUGUUUAAAGUAUAAACCCAGGAAAACUCUUUCAGAAAAGGUACUAAACUUUAUACUUCGGAGCAUGAUUUCUGGUAGAAUUUUUGUACAGAGUAUUAAAAAAAAUAAAUAAAUAAAUAUCAUUGUAAAACCAAUUUAUUUUCUCUUAGAAUCUAAAGUAUUCUUACUUUUUUUUAUGUAAAAAUAAAUAUUAUUAAAAAAUGUAUUUAUAAAAAUAAAAUUAAUUAAUUAAUUAAUCAAUGUGUCGCCUAGAAUAUUAUACAACCAGUUUUGAAUUAAAAAUUCAUCAUCAGGUAUAUCACAGUCAGAAUGUAAAACGUGUUGAUGAUGAAUUUUUAAUUUGAAACCCGUUGUAUAAUACAUUUAUAAUACUCUAGGCGACAUAUUGAUUCAUUUAUUUAUUUUAUUUUUAUGUAUUUAUUUAGAAGUAUUAACCAUUUUAAUAAUUUUGUUUUUACUUUAUUAUUUUAUUAUUCAUAACUUUUGUCUUUCAGAUGAAUAUUGCUAUCAAAGAAAUCCCGGAGGUAGUAACUGAAACAAAACUGGCACUAAGUAAUGGACUUGGAGAUUCAGUGCCUCUGUGUGUAGAAAUUUUUUUGAAAACUAUUGAUGGAGAUACUAUGACAUUAGAAACAUGGAGCAUUGGUUUAUUAGCUGAAAAUACCUUUGACCCAUUUUGUUCUCGGCAUUUAGUUUACACACUUUAUAACAGAUUAGGAGUUUUAUUAAAAUCAUUAGUGUCAGUUUCCCGAGUAAUACCAGCUUAUCGGUACUCUAAACUACAAGGAAAUGAUUGUUAUCAAGUUCAUCAUCGAAUUUAUGCUGGAGAACCACAAGUACAUACACUUGGUAAGUAUAUUAAAUUAUAAUUUGAACGUUAAAAUUAUGAAUUGUAUAACCUUAAUUUUUUUAAAACAAAAAUAAUUUAAUUCAAUAUUCCAAUGCUGUUUCAGUUUAAAUUAAAAAAAUAAUAAUAAUUUACAUAAAAAAUAUUUCCUGUUCCCUCAUUAACAUUAAAUUUGAAUAUAAAUUUAUUUAUAAUUAAUUGCUACAAGAAUAAUAUACUUUUCACUAAUUAGUUGUGAAAAAAAUGAAUAUUAGUAGGUAUUUAAUUUAUUUUAAUGUUAAGUAUUUAUUAAAUUUAUAUUAUAGUUAGUAGGUUCAUUGACAUAUAAAUUAUAUUAUAAUAUUGUGUAAAUCAAAUGUAGAAAGAUAUAUAAUAUAUUUAUUAUAUUUUACUUUACAAUAAUAUCAAUAAGUAUUAGUAACUGAAUUAUUAUAUUAAUUGGAACAAAAACUCUUAAAUAAUGGAUUUAUUUGUACCUAGUAUACAAUGUAGGUAUACAAGUUAAUUAGGUUACAUUAGUGUAAGUAUACAGAGUAGCCCACAAAGAUAUAUCCAUGGUGAUAUCUUGGAUUACCGUAAGCUAUUAACUUUUUUCAGAAAUAUUUUUGACAAUUAAAGAAACAAGCAUCGUUAAAAUGUUUUAUUUCCAUCAAAUCAACCCAUUAAAAAAAAUAUUACACUUUUAAGUUUGGGUAGAGGAGAGUAGUGGAGCACUGUUCAGCCGGAUUGACAGAAAUCAGAAAUUUUGACAUUGCAGUGGGUUUAUCUUUGUGAGAUGCCUUAUAUUAUAAUUAAAUAUGCUUGUUAAACUUUUAAAAAUGUAGGUAAAUAAAUACCUAUGUAAUUAUAAUUUGUUUAGUUUAAAACAAUAAUUAUUUCAUAAUUAUUUACUAAUAUAUACCAUUGAACUUACAAUUUUUGUAAGUAGAAAUUCUGAAAUUUCUUAUUUUUAUUGAUUUAUGUUUAGUAUAAAAAAAGAAUUUUUGGAAUUGGAACAAAAAUGAAAUAUUCCUUGAAAAUUUAUUUAUUUAAAGUUUAAACACCCUGAAGGGGUAAAGAGUACAGUUAAAAUGACAAAAGAUUAUACAAUGUAAAUCUAAAUAUUGAAUAUUAGAUUAUACAAAAAAGAAAAAAAAAUAGUAAAAAUGGAAACUAAUAAAAUGAGUGAACAUUUUACCAUCCCAACUAGACAUUAAAAUGUAACUGACAUUUUAUAAACUAAUUAGAUUGUAAUAACAUUACAAAGUUUUUAUUAUUUUAACUUCUCUUUAUUAAAAUCAAAUUCUGCAUUUCUUAUUAUAAUUCUAUAAUAUGUUUUCAUAUUUGGGGUCUCUGUUGUAAAUUUUUCCUAAUCAGUAUAAAUAGACUAUAUAGUAAUAUUUUUCAUACAUAUAAUAAUAUGCUUCUACUAUUUUAUAUAUUUAAGAAGCACAAGUUUAUAAGCUUAAAACUAUAUACAUAUAUUUAUAAAUUCUAAUUUCCUAGAAAAUGUUGUUAUUUACAUUUUAAUAAUAUUAUGACGUGGUCUUUAUAUUGUCAUAAUUAUAUGUCUUCUAAUGAAAACCUGUAUUUGUGAUAAUAUCUUUUAUACCGUGUAUAAUAUAGUUACAACAAAAAAAUAUUGCAUGAAUAUAAUUAAUGAAUAGUAUUGGGGACAUAAAACAAUACAUUCCAAUGUUAUUACCAUGACAUUAUUCGGGUAUAUUGUUGUAAUUAAUGAUUUUUUUUUUUUUUAUAUAUAUACUGUGAGUUGCGUUUAUUUUAAAAAUAAUCAGAAUAAUUUAAAUAUAUUGGAGAUUAUAUGUUUUUAAAUUUAUAUUAUCUCAUCUCCUUCUUAAUAAUAACAUGUUUUCUUGUUUAGUAUGGUAUUAUAAAUAUCUCUACUGUAACUAUAUUAUAGAAAUAUAAAAUUUAAACCUACAGAGUAUAAAAAAUAUACAUCAUGUAUCCAAAAACAUUAAAAUCAGAUUGAUUCAUAAUUGUUGUUGUUAUUUUAAUAAUUAAGUACACUUACAAAAUAUUUAUACAAUUUUGGGUGCAAGUGGUGUACUUUGUGUAUAUGUCCACUUAGUCGGGUUUCUCUAAUUGAAAUGAAGUAUGAGGUAAUUUAAGUUAUAAUUUUUAUUCUUUAAAUGUAUAAAUUGGUUUACUAAUUUGUUAUUUAAAUUUUUUCAACUAAAUUCUAAAAGUUAAAUUUUAGUAUCAACUUUUUCAUCAGAGCUUUGUUUUAUCCAACUAUGGAAAUAAAAUAUAUAUGAAGUUGAGUAGUUUCCUGUGUAGCAAACUGUUAAUUAUUAUUAUUAUCAAUUAGGUAUGAAAAAUAUUUUGAAACACGUGUUCUUAAAACAAUUUUAUCUGUACAUUAUAUACUAGAAAGACUGAUGAGUGAUGGCUAAUAUUUAUAUCCGUUAAUAUUCGUUAAUACAAGGCAUUAUAUUGAUAACUUUGUAACAUAUGCAAAUUAAAUUUUAGUAGUGUAGAUGUUUAAUUUUUUUUUUUCUAUCAACAUUUUGUUAACAUAAGUAAAAUUUGUUCCUAAAAUAUGUAUACUGUAUAAAACUAAAAAACCUUUUAGUUUUAAAUUUUUACUGGACGAAGUUCAGUUGAUAGUAAUACUUAAUGCUUUGUCAAAAAAUAUAUAUGUCAUUGUGGUAAAAUAAUUAAAUAGGCAUUAUAUAUUUUCUUUAAUAAUAUUUGUUUAAUAUUGUACUGAUUUUCCUAUUUUUUCUAAGUUUUUCACAUUUACUAGGAAAACUCUUGGGAAAAUCGAAAAAUUACCUAUCUCAUUAUCAUCCCAGUCAAAUUUCCUUUUAGAAAAAGCGCUAUCAUUGUAAAUCUGAACAAAAUUGCUGGUAGAAAAGUAUCUACAGAAAUCUAAAUCUUAAUUUAUAAUAUACAAUAAUAACAAUAAUUUGCAAGGGCUUAUGUUUUGUACAAGUUGUGAUUUUGCUUACCGUAAUAUGCCAUGUGUCAAAUAUAUUUGUAACCAUUAAAUCAUCAAAAUAUAAUAUUUAUUUAAAUAUUAAUUACUCUUAUCAUAUAAACUUAUUGUGCUAAAUUAUAUAGAUUGUUUAUGUAAAAUAAAAAUAAAAAUAAAAAAUAAAUAUAUUAAUCAUCAGCAGAUUAAAAAAAUGUAAGGUCGAGUAUCACAAAUGUUAAAUUUUUACUUUCACUUGUCUUUUGGUCGUCAUACCUAGAUGAAUACCUUUUUUUUAUACCUAGCAUAAUCUGAUGAUUGCAAACUACAUCUACAAACAAUUACGACCGUUUUGGUUCAUGUAAGUUAGUCAUUCAUUCCAUCAAUUUCUAUUUUUUUUUUUAAGUUUCAAACACUUACCAGUAUUUAACUGUUUUCUGUUUAACUUUUAAAGCCUUGUUUAGAUUUCCACAAAAAAUGAACUGUGUUACUCAAUGUAAAUUGUAACUAAUAAACUGAAAAAAAAAGGCAAAUGAGAUUUGAUUUCUUCUAUAUUUUUUUUUAUUAUUAUAAACAAUAUAAUUUUUUAAGAAGUUGUUAACAUUUCCUACAAUACCGGCUAUUAGUAAAUAAUUUAUCCAUUAAUAUUAUGCUUAUAUUUCUUAAUAUGUUUACAAAAUGAUUAGUGACUAAUGAACAUCGGACAAUGAUUAACUAAUAUUAAAACAUUUUACAUAAUAUUAUUAUUGAUUUGUUAUUUUAAAGAAUAGAGAUAAUAUCUACAUAUGAGUGUUCAUGUAAUUACACUAUUAAUGUGUUUAUAUUCAUUUAUGGCAUUUUUUUUUUUAUUUUUAAUAUAUACAUGAUGAUUUUAUAAAUUGUAUGGAAACAUUUAUUAUAAAUUGUUUUUUAUUUCCAAAUGUCUUGUAUCUCUUUUCAUUUUACUAAACAAAUAAUUAAUAUUAACUUUUGGCUUAGUUAUAAAAUAUAAAAGCUUUUAAUCAUUUUUUUGUGGUUUAGAAGAUUAGGUGGAAUACUUUUCCCUUGGCCUUCUAAACAUCAAAUCAUACAUAAUAAAUUAUUAUUAUUUUAUUAAACAUUAAAUAUUAAAAUUAUAUCUGGUAUAUAUAUCUACCUAUUUGAAUAACAAAAUGUAAUAUUUUGUUAUAGAAUUUUAAUUAUAAAUUUACAUAUAUUUAUUUCAACUGAUUUUGUAAUUGCAUAUUUUCUAUGGUUUUUCAAAGUAUUUUAUAGAGAUGAAAUAAUAUUGUGUAUACAUUGCGGUUGAAAUAAUGUAUUACUACCAUUACAAAUAUUAUCUGAUAUUAACAUGGAUUUAUCAUUUUCACUUCAAAAUUAUUGUAACCAUCAUUGACACCUGUUGUAUAAUAUUUUAUAUUUUAAAAAAACAUUUUAUCAUUUUUCCGGUUAUGUAAUAAUACUAAUUGAAAUGUAAACUUAAAUUUAAAUAACAAUUUUUUUUUAUAUGACAUUAUAAUACUAUGCAGGUACCUGCUUUCGUUUUUUUUUUUUUAAAUUACAAAUUUGAUUCGUACUUAUACAAGAGUCAUGAAUUAUAAAUGAUUAAAUAAUUUAUUCAUGAUAAGAAUUUGCAAUAUUUUGCAUAUUACGUUAGGUAGGGAUUUAGACUUAGCUUGUUUAAACAUAACAAGCAAUAAUGGUUGGAUGAUUAUUAUCCAAUUAUAAUAUUGAUAAGUGAGAAAAAACAAUAAUUUUGUCUACUAAAAAUAUAAAAUCGAAAAAAUAUAUGUAUUAUAUAUUUUAUUCCUAAUCUUAUUUAUGUAUUACUUAUAAUGUAUGUAUCCAACAGUAUUAAUAAAUCAAAAAUACAUUUCAUGAAUAUUUUUUUUAAAAAUGAGUUUUAUUACAAUAAUUAUUUUACUGUUUAGAAUAGUAUUGUAAAGUAUAAUAAGAUGUUUUAUAUAAUUCAACAAUGUCAUGACCCGGAGGUGCAUCCAAAUAGUUGCCAAUAAAUUUGUUUUCACAAAUUUUAGAGGUCAAGUUGCACAAUAGAACUAAUGACUAGAGAUUGACCGGUCUCCAUUUUGUAUUAUAUAUUAUAUAUAUAAUAUAAUAAUAUAUUCUAUUAUUAUGUUUAUUUUCACUGAUAAACAUUUUAAUAUAUUACUCAGAAAGAAAUAUUUAUAAUAUUAUUACCUUAUGUUAUAUAUUUUACUGUUUUCUAAAAUAAAAAUAUCACAAAAGAAAAUUUAGUUUGCCAACAAAAAUCAUACAGUGGUAAAUCAAUAUUAAUAUUGGAUUUGUUUGAAAUGUGUUACAGGGAAAGAAUAUAAAGAGUUAAAAAUUGGCCAAGUAUCAAUGCCCAUUGGGACUAUUCAAGUGGCAGUUUGUUAUCGUACUUCUAUGACUUUAAUGUCUCAACAGGAUCCUAUUAUGCUCAAAAGUGAUCAUUUUCGAAAAGAGUACAGCCCGCGACACAAUCAAAUGAUCAAAACACCAAUGUAUGUUUUAAAAAUAUAUAUAUUUAUAUGUAUAAUUUAUUCUAAUUAUUUAGGUAGUUUAGGUAUUGUUCAUGAAGUUUCUGAGAAUAAAAUGGCAUUGUUAGAUUAGGUUGCUCCAGUUCCAAAUUAUGGACAAAUUCUUUAAAGUAUUCAAAUGUUUUGAAAAAAAAACAAAUAUACUAAAAAAUCUGCUUAAUUGUGUUACCAAAAUAAUACAAUGAAAUAUAAAAAUUGUAUAACAAGUUCAUUAAAAUAUAUAUAUAUAUAUAUUAUAAAUAUUAUAGAUAAUAUAUUAUUUAUUAAGAUCAUUUAUGUUCUGUUUAGUUAAGUUUCAAAAGGUGUAACCUGUUUAUAAAUGUAGACAUUAGAAAAUUAAAUGUGUACACUUUAAUUAUUAAAAUUUAGUCUAUGAACUCCAUUUUAUAGCUUUAUAUAAAUAUAUAUUUUUUUUAUGUUUAAAUUUAGUGAUGAAGAGUCCAGAAAAGCAUACAUUAUGGAUGAUUGGACUGUGGGUGCCUUUUCAGAUAGCCUAGAAGAAAAAGUUAAGAAUUUAAACUUAUAUCGUAUUCCUGAAUUUCCAAAGGAUACGUUUAUAAAACCAAGAAAAAAGGCUGAAUAUUGGCCGCCUCAUAUGGUGUCCAGUAAUCAAUUGCAAAAAAUUCAACAGGACUCAAUUAAUGAAAACAAUAAUUCAAUUACAAAUUCCACUCAAAACAGCAUUGUUAUUAACCCUGUAAUUACUAGUAAUGGAAAUUCAACUGAAACUCAGAACAAAAUCAAUCAUUUGAUGAAUACAUCUAGCAAUGAUUUUAUUAUGGUAGAAUUGGUAAUUUUAUUAAUAACUAACUUAGGUUUAGUACUUUUUUUAAAUUAUUUUGAAUUAACAAAUAUUGGGAAAUUUAAUACCUUUUAUUAGUUUGCUAUUGGAUUUUGCUUAAUGUUUCAAAUAAAUGUUUUAGUGGUUAAUUAUAAUUUCUGUAGUGUUAUAUUGAUUUUAUUUCAGGGCCAGUCUGUAAAACCACGUACACCAGAAGAUUUUUGCCGGCGACGUAGUUGCGACACUAACCCAUUGCAAUUUCAGCCAGCUGCAUUUUCUGAUUCUAACCCUAACACUCAAUUGGCACUGUUCUAUCAAACAUUUCUUACAGCUCCGCCAUUAAAGGUUUGUUCUGAUCAUUUGAAUAUCUGCAAUCACCUGUCAGAAAUUGUUGAUCAAAUUAAAUGUUUUGAUGAACGAAUGGAAGAAUUUGACAAGGUAGUAUUAGAUUUAUGUCACAAAGAUAAUGACAGUGAAGACAUUUAUUGAAAAACAUACAUACCUUCAUACUGUUUGUAACAAGACUGACUGUCAGAACGAGUAAAAAAGCUCAACAAUUAUAAGUACUCUAUAAUAUAUAUAUUGUAUACAUUCACGUACAAUGUAUAUUCAAAUUAUGUACUUUUCUGUUAAUAUUUUAUAAAGAAAAAAAGUUAUAGCAAAGUUAUAAAUAAUGCCAAAACGUAAUUGUUUUAUUUAUUUUCUAAGCAAAUGACUGAUUGACAAUUCAAUGAAUUAAUAAAUUAUUUAUAAUUAUUAUCCUCGCGUAGGGUAGUGAUGGUUUUUUAAAAAUCACACGUUUAAGCCUGAAAGUUCCUCCUUUUCGUUAAACAUAAAGCAAUUUUGUAUUUAUGUUUAAUGAGGUUAGUUUUAAUUUUUAUUUAAUGUAUUUUAUUAAGUUACCUUAUAUAAAAAAAAAAAUAGAUAUUCUAAUUUUCUUUCUUCUUCUCCCCUACCUUCCUUUUAAAUAGGCAACUUAUAUAUAUUUUAAAUGAAACAAUGCUCAAUAUAAUAUAAAUUGUUAUAUUUAUUACUCAUAUGUUUACUACCGCCUUUUUCUUUAUAUUUUAUUCUAAUCAAUACAGGGUCAGUAUGAAUAAUCAAUUGUUCAUUCUUAGAUAUAUUUACCCUUUUAACCUAAAAUAACUAAAAUAUAAACUAAUAACUAAAAUAAAAGUUCCCAAGUAUAUUACCUAUAUCUGUAGUAUAAACAUCCAUUAGGUACCACUGAUACAUUACUUUUAAAAACUUAUAUUAGUUGCCUGUUUAUUAUUAUAUUUGUUGUCUACAUUAUUUUCAGUUUCCUUUUCUUUCUUUUUUUAAGUUUUAAUUUUUAUUUAUAAUUGUAGUCAAUUGUUACUGUUGAUUAUAACAAGUGGAGGAAUUUUGUAUUCAUUUAUGUACCAAGAAAAAUAUAUUAAAACAAAUUAUAUGUAUGUAAAAUUGAUUAGUAAUUCAUAUUUUUAAUUCAAUUGUUUUUUUUAUAACUACAGAAUUUACCAGUCUUUAGAAAAUUAUUAUUGAUUUGUUACAAAUUUAUACUGAAGUGAUUUGAUUUUAUAACUACUCAAAUGUCAUAUAUAUUACACAUAUUACAUUUAAACAUCUUUUGAAUACACAAUAUGUUAAAAUUAUAACCACCAUCAUUUUGAAAUAAAUAAAUGAACCAACAUUAUUUGUACGUACAUUUGUCAUUGGAAAUUAAACCUGAAUAUCAAUCAAUAUAUAUAUAUAUAUAUAUAAUUAUGUGUAUGAAAUUAAACUAUUUAAUACAUUUUGAACGUUUUAAAUAAUAUUGUCAAUACUUUUUUUUCUAUAAUUUAUUUUAUAUUUGACUUAUCAAAUAUAUGUUUAUGGUUUAAAAUGAUAAUUUUAUAUAUUAUUAUUCCUGAUAAUGUACUCUCUAAUUAUAUGUUGUUAUUACUCUUUAAUGACAAAGGCAUAAGUACCAUUUAUUAUAUCAAAAUAAAUAAAAGCAUAUCAUAAGUAAGUAAUAAAUAUAAUAUUUCUAUAAUUUAGAGUACAAAGUUCUACAAGCUAUAUGUAUAUAGUGAAUGGUUAAUAAUUACAUACGCACAAUCUGAUUAAACUAAUACAAAUUGUAUAUUCACAAUACAGUCUGCCCAGGUCAGAGUCCAUAGGAGACAGAUAUACAUUUUAUAUUUCGAUCAUUGAUACUCAGUAUCCUUUAAAUAAUUUUAUUAAAAAAAAAAAAUAGUAUUGUUCUAAAUAAAUCAAUAUUAUUUCGACAAACACAUUUACAUGACAAUGAUAGAUGCAAUUUUCUGUUGCAUAUUACACAUUUUUAAUUAUUUGUUUAUAUUAUUACAAUUGUCAUAUAUUGUAUUAGUUACAUAACAUAUACUUAAAAUUAUAACAUGGUUGGAAAAACACACUAGCACGACAAUGCGUGGUUAAGGAUAUACUAAUAAUAUUAAAAAGAUAAUCUUAAUGAUAUAAUAUCAUUAAAAUCAUUAUAAAAUUAAAAAUAAUCUGUUCUUAUAAUAAAAAUUAUUGUAAAACUCACAUGAGACGCUUUCUCACAUAAAAAAUUAUUUUGUACCAGUCCCUUAACAUUUCCUAUAUUAAACAGUGUAAAAACCACGUGAUAAAAUACAGUUUUUCUAUAUAUAAUCAGAAAUACAGUCUUUUGUUAAGCAGUUAAUAAUAAAUAUAUAAAAUAACGAUUAUUUGUGGUUAAGUGUUAUGCAGUUGGCAAGUUUGUAUCAUUAAUUUUGUGUAAGUAUAUGAUAUAAGUGAAAUAAUAUUUAUAGUGAAUAUAAUAAAUAUGUAUUUAUGUAUACAUUUAUCAUCUGUUAUUUUAACUAUGUUUCUUAAUAAAAACUAAAUAGUUUACAAUAUUUUUUUUUUUUUAAUUCUCACAUAAAACAAUCUUUAGAGUGGUUCCUUGAAUAGUAUCAUAACCCUUUCAUUACUCAACUAAAUAAUUAAAAUAUCAUUACUCAACUAAAUAAUUAAAAUAUCAUUUAAUCAAAUAAUCAAUUAUUUAAUAUUAAGAUAUAGAUCCAUAGUAAUGACUAAAAAUUUAUGUCCAUUGAAAUGGACAGUGGUAAUGAAAGGGUUAAGCGAGUUUUACUGUACUUUAGAAUUAUUAAUAAUUUGGCAAUAAAUGCGAUUAUAUAAAAUAUUAAACUAUUUUAUUAUUUUAGGAGAACAAUUAUGACUUCUUGAUUUUUUUAAGUCUUCAUAAUUUUUACAGGUUUUAAUACUAUUCUAACAUUUUUAAAAAUAAUUCUUGUUUAUACUUAAGUUGUUCCAUGUUAGGUUCAUUGUAUGGAAUAUUCCAUGCAGACAAUCUAGCGUUAAAUAUAUUCAUUGAUUUUCUGACAUAAUUUAAUACUGUUGCAAUGCCAAUGUUCUGGUUAAUGAAUUGCCUAGGAAUAAU
Molecule: messenger RNA, 20666 nt
Organism: Cinara cedri
Lineage: Eukaryota; Metazoa; Arthropoda; Insecta; Hemiptera; Aphididae
Source: the annotation of a GenBank genome assembly